UGUGUGAUGGUCAGACUGAAGAAAGCAGCGUCCAACGGAAAUCUUCUCAUGUGGAUAUAAUAAUUGUAUUUUAAUACGAAUUUAAAAGAAAACUUCAAGAUGGAUAUGCUUAUCCAGAAUAAUACCCAACAGAACACAACUGUUCCAACUGAGAACUGGACAUCUGUCUACUCAGCUGUGAGGUGGAUUCAAAUGGUAAUGGCUAUUCUAAGCAUUUUAGGCUCAGGCUCCAUAAUCUUCUAUGCCUUGUUCCAGAAACUUGUACGAACAUCUGAGGUGCAGCCUCUGUUCCUGCUGAGUUUAACAGACAUGCUGCUGGCUGCUAGCUGGCUGUGUGGUGCUCUGCUCUUCACCACCUCCUGUGACUCGUAUGCCACCUGCUACAACCUGCACACCGUGGAGCAGUUCUUCUACAUAGCAUCAUUUUUCUACACCCUGAACUACGUGUGGGUGCUCUACACUGGCCUGAUGGAGAAGUAUAACCGGAGGCUGAGCGGCCUUCCUGCCCAGCAUCCAGCUCAAGGAAAGCCAUGCAGACACCUGGCAGUAGUUCUGUCAUUUGUCUUGCCGUUGCUGUUGACGAUGCCAGUCUUCAUAACAGGAAAUGUGGACUUGUGUUAUGUAAACUUCACCCAGCCCUACAAAUGUCUGCUGCUGUACACCGGUGCACUCUUCCUAACCUCGUCAGUAAGUGAUGUGAUCCCAUCCUGCAAGAUCAUUAGUGACUACACCAUCACCAUCUUCCUCUUCACCUUCGUGAUCACCUUCAUAGGGAUUGUGGUGUUCAUGUUUAAAGCUCGUUCCUUGUACAAGCGCUUUGUUACAUCCAGCGGUUUCCUGGCUGACCGUCAGUGGGCCACGCUUCGAGUGUUGGAGCGGCGUAUGUUCCUUUACCCUGCAGUUUUCUUUUUCUGCUGGGGACCAGCAAUUCUCCUGGCCACCCUGAUGUUAUUUAAACCAGAGGAAGUGAAGGGACGGAUGGGAGUUAUCCUGUAUAUCUCACAGGCCUUCACCUCCGCCUCUCAGGGUUUACUGAACUGUAUAGUGUACGGCUGGACGCAGCAGCAUUUCCGCUCCCUGAGCAGCUCUGGGAUGCGGGAUGUCGACACACAGACGCCGCUGCUUCGCUCACAGAAACGGACUUACGCUGCCCUCCGCUCGUCCGGCUCUCAGCUGCAGAAUAUCUGAGGAACAUCUGAGAAACAGUGAUAGAUUAAAAAAGCACUUCAACACCCCGGCCUAAUCUCCUAACAGCCUUGUGCCUCCAAGACAUCAUGCGAUUCUGUGGGCAAAGUGCACUAUAUUUUUCUAGGAGACUUCUGAGGUCGCGCAGGGGUCAGCAUACCUGUUACGAUGGCAACAGCACCAGAUGGCCUUAUCAGCCUUAUCUGAGACAGGCCUAAGCGAGACGAAAUGAGGAAGGUUUCCAGCGCUGGUAUUGUUUUGAGUUCUGUUGCUGCACCUGCUGCCUGAAAGCUAAAGCGAGGGAAUUCCUCUCCGGUGACUGAAGCUAUAUUUGUACACUGCACAAUCAUUUUCAAAUAUGCACAGAGACUGAAGACUGAGAUAUGACCUGUUCCUUCACUCUGCAUUAUUCAAUAUCACUAUUACUCUGUAUGAUAACUGACAGAAAGAGAUGAAAGUCUGCUAAGGUGAAAUGCGUCAUGGGGACUAUGGGGUUUCACAGCACUUUAGUUUUAGACUGAAAAGCAGGAACCUACCGAAAAGUGCCUCUUUUACAGUCCCACAGCAAACAUCAUACAUUUAACCAACCCAAACAGAUUCCUUUCACAGUGAGUGUGUACUCAUUCUACUGUACACACAGUAGAUCGAACACACCCACUGUUAACUCAUUUACACUUGUGUGUGAGUGUGAAAUGUGUGUAGCUAGAAAUAUAGGCCUGUCAGGAUAAUUACAUUGGGCUUGGCACGGUGGCUUAAAUGUUAUCAGCAUGUUCGCCUCCCAGCACUGGGGUCUUGGGUUCAAGUCCCUAUCUGGGUGGAGUUUCCAUGUUCUCUCUGUUUUCAUGUGAGUUUCCUCCAGGGACUCAGGUUUCCUCCUGCAGUCCUAAAAUAUGAAGAUUAGGUAAAAUUGAUAUUCUUAAUUGUCCUGGUGUGUGAAUGUGGGUAAAUAUAUAUGUGUGUGAAUGUGUGUAUGUCUGUAUGUCCAGAUAUGGUUUGGCACUGUGCUGGGUCAGCUUAUUGCCUGAUGCAGUGCGCCUGGUGGACUGUCCUUUCCGGUUGAAAGUAUAUGCUGUGUGCUAUUGGCUUUCAUUUCUCACUGUUGUCUAAAUGUACUGUAAAUAGUUGUGUGUAAAACGUGCUUGUAAAGCCUCUAGAAAGCCACUAUAGUUUCAGUGUCUAGAAAGCCGCUAUAAAAGAGUAACUUCAUUCAUUCAUUCAAUAUAUCAUAAAUAUCGAUAUAUUUAAAACAUUUUAUAAAAUAUAUAAAUAAUAUAUUUUGUAUAUUUUGACCAUUUCGUAAUACUGCAGCAGUGAUACAGAUUACAGCAAAUUAUUUAUUUAAAAAAAAGGGGGACAAAGGACAAAUUGUUGUCAAUUGUGAUAUAUUUUCAUUACGGGCAUCAAAUAUUGAUAAUUUUAUUGAAAGAU
Astyanax mexicanus (Mexican tetra) is the source of this 2613-nucleotide messenger RNA. It is a transcript of the gene tmem116, whose product is annotated as transmembrane protein 116. The transcript has 11 exons. Gene Ontology annotation, cellular component: plasma membrane. Gene Ontology annotation, biological process: adenylate cyclase-activating G protein-coupled receptor signaling pathway. The coding region runs from base 100 to 1188 and encodes 362 amino acids. The record is from RefSeq and is a predicted model, not a curated record. Lineage: Eukaryota; Metazoa; Chordata; Actinopteri; Characiformes; Acestrorhamphidae. Gene Ontology annotation, molecular function: G protein-coupled receptor activity.